GAAGGACGGAAUAAUCUUCCAGCUACAGUAAGAGACGACAGAUUUGAGCCGCAAUGCCAGCACCUGGUGUGUGUUUAAAUAUCUUAUCGGAGCGUAAUCUCAAAGAUGGACAGGGCUCUCCCAACAAUCCUGAGAAGUUCCUGGAUCAGGACUUCCACCGGCUCAAGCAAUUCUGCCUGAAGGAAAAACUGAGAUUCGUAGACAACUUGUUCCCACCAGAGAUGAAAUCAAUCAGUCUGGGUCCCCUGAAGCGUGAAGACCUUCAGAGAGUGGUGUGGAGGAGACCACAUGAACUGGUGCCAAACCCUGUUUACAUUGUUCAAGGAGCUUCAAGGUUUGAUUUUAUCCAGGGUCGAUUAGGAAACUGCUGGUUUCUGGCAUCCGUUGGAGCUCUAACAUUUCAAAAACGAAUCAUGAAGCAGGUUAUCAAUGAUGAACAGAAUUUCUCUGUGGAUUAUGCAGGAAUCUUUCACUUUAAGUUCUGGAGGUUUGGAUCAUGGGUAGAUGUUGUUAUUGACGACAAACUACCAACCAUUGAUGGCCGACUUGUCUUUGUUCAGUCCAAAACACCAAAUGAAUUCUGGCCUGCUUUAUUAGAGAAAGCUUAUGCUAAAGUGUGUGGCUCGUAUGCAGAUAUGGAUGCAGGAAACAUAUCCGAAGCUCUCAUGGACUUCACCGGUGGACCACACAUGACCAGUAAACUAAAUGAUGUGUCAGGAAAGCUUUGGGACACCAUGAGACGAGCCGGCCAAUCAGAAUCCCUGAUGGGAUGUGGUACUCCUGGAGGGCAAGCAGGUCUACUGCAAAAUAACGUGUUACCCAAUGGUCUUGUGGAAAUGCAUGCGUACGCUGUCACAGGAGUUGCAGAGGUUGUAUGUAAAGGUCGUCCAGUGAAGCUGGUGAGGAUCUUAAACCCUUGGGGUCACGGAGAGUGGAACAGAGACUGGAGCGACAAAUCCCCUUUGUGGGAACUUGUACGUCCUGAGGACCAAAAACACAAAGUUGUACUUGACAACGGAGAAUUCUGGAUGUCAGUGGAGGAUUUCUGCAGGAAUUUUUCAGAUUUGGAUAUAUGUUGUUCUGAUGUAAAAGUUCUUACUGGAUCGUAUUCUUCCUCCUGGAAAACUGAAGUGCACAGAGGCCAGUGGGUGUUAGGAACAACAGCAGGAGGCUGCUCAAAUGACAUAGACAGUUUUUCAAGCAAUCCCCAGUUCCGUGUGACUCUUAAGGAGACUGUUGAAGACCCCAGAGAUGAAAGCUCUCCAAAUCUCCUCGUGUCUCUCAUUCAGAAAUCUCACAAGAGAAACCGGCACCUGGCCACCAAUUUCCAUAUCGGCUUUAACAUUUAUGAGGUGCCUGCUCAUUUAAAGAAUCAAAGGGAAAAAUUCCCCGCCUCAUUCUUCAGAAACGCCCGUCUUGUUGGAAAAAAUGAAUCCUACAUCAAUGCUCGGGAAAUCAUGGAGUUUUUCCGAUUUAAAGCAGGCGAAUACCUCAUUGUUCCUUCAACUUUCCAGCCAAAUGAAGCUGCAUCUUUCCUACUGACAGUCUAUUCAAAGACAGAAGCCAUCAUUGAAGACAGUUCUGGAUAUGGCAUGACAAGGAAAAAGAUGAUUCUCAGGGAUAAUGAUGAAUCCUUCCAGCUUUUUCCACAAUAUGCUGAUAAGUAUGGAGAGGUGGACGCUGAGCGACUUCAAAGACUUCUGAAUGAGAAUCUUUAUGCAGGACAUUCACAGAAGACAACAGGAUUCAGUUUGGAUUUGUGUAAGAGCUUGGUGGCUCUGAUGGAUCUCAGUGUCACUGGAAGGCUGAGUGAAUUUGAAUGCCUUCGUUUGUGGAAACGUGUUGUUUUUCUAAAGGACAUUUUCUAUGGCAAGGAUGUUUCACGCACUGGAAGUCUGUCUCUGAAUGAACUCCGAAAUGCUCUUACGAUUACAGGGUUUGUAUUGAGUGACAGUAUGCUGAAUCUCAUGGCUCUACGAUACGGUGACUCUAAUGGUGAAAUUACACUGGAAAACUUUAUUGUGCUCGUCCUGCGCAUGGAUUGCAUGGCCAAAACAUUCAAGAGACUCGCUGCUGGAGGGCCGAACAUGAUGCUGGGGGAAAAUGAAUGGAUGCAUCUCACCAUGUACUCGUGAUCCAGAUGAGACUGAGAGAAUGGAUCCUGGACAGACUUCUGAGACCUCCCUGAUAACAUACAGCAA
Sinocyclocheilus grahami is the source of this 2201-nucleotide messenger RNA. RefSeq names its product calpain-1 catalytic subunit-like. The coding region runs from base 54 to 2135 and encodes 693 amino acids. Gene Ontology annotation, cellular component: cytoplasm. Gene Ontology annotation, biological process: proteolysis. The transcript is spliced from 22 exons. The record is from RefSeq and is a predicted model, not a curated record. Gene Ontology annotation, molecular function: calcium-dependent cysteine-type endopeptidase activity. NCBI's taxonomy places the organism in Eukaryota, Metazoa, Chordata, Actinopteri, Cypriniformes, Cyprinidae.